AUGCGCAAUGAAGCCGAACAGAAACAACUGAUUGAAGAAUAUAAGGACUCUGAAGAACUACGCAUCCGAGAGGCACAUCCAAAAGUGAAGUUCUUAACAUACAAAGUUGUCAUGCUCACGAUUUGGAGCCUCUGCUUGGUAUUUUGGACCGGAAUGUUGCUUGCAACGUCGAAGCCGACGUGGCCAGCGUCGCGUACCUUACACUGCGGGAACUCGACAGCUGAAGCGAAGAGCCUUGGAUGUGUAUACGAUAUACUAUCCGGGGAUUGGAUGCCAGAACAAUGCUUUGACAAGGAGACGAUGAACGAAUAUGAGGAGGCUGGUCCUUGGCUGUGGUGGGCAGACAGGGAAGGAACUCAGACCCUCAGCCGUGAAGAGACUAGCGAGCGCACUUCACCAGGACCUCCAUAUUACGGCACCCCACUUGAUCAUGCUGCGCAUUGUUUGUAUACUUUCAAGAGAAUGAUUAAGUUAAGGGACCAAUGGGGAAGGCUACCACCAUCAUCCUCCACAGAGUGGCAUACAAAUCAUUGUGUUGGUUUCCUGAUGUCAUUUAUCACUGCUACCAAGGAGACAUCAGACCCAGUCACCUAUAGAAAAUACUCCUCAAACGCUGGAUUCUCAACUUGCGUUGUUGGUGGUUAA
This is a messenger RNA of Bipolaris victoriae FI3, 645 nucleotides long. RefSeq lists its product as hypothetical. Bases 1 to 645 code for a protein of 214 amino acids. The transcript has a single exon. NCBI's taxonomy places the organism in Eukaryota, Fungi, Ascomycota, Dothideomycetes, Pleosporales, Pleosporaceae. The record is from RefSeq and is a predicted model, not a curated record.